AUGAAAGAGAAGGUCGAGUCGAAGGAGGCUCAGCGUCCAUCAAGUGGCAGUGACGAUCACGAAUUCAAGCGCCGCCAACACGCUCUUGACUCUGACUACGACAUGGACGACGAUCCCGUGUUUCAGCUAUUUCCCGACCAGGAGGAGGUAGACCUCUAUGCAUUUUUGGGUGUAAAAUCAGAUGACAGCGUCGAUAACAUUAAGAAAACAUACCGAAAGCUCGCGCUCUUGUAUCAUCCAGACAAACAUUCUGCUUCGUCCGAGACUGUAAAGCAGGACGCGUCGACAAAGUUUCAGCAAGUAGGAUAUGCGUAUGCCGUUCUUAGUGACGAGAAGAGGAGAAAGCGGUACGAUGAAACGGGCCGAACAGACGAAGAGAACGGGCUGGGCUUUGGACCUGGCGAGGGCGACGAAGGAGGAUGGGAAGCUUAUUUUGAAGCCAUGUUUGAAGAAGUGACAAGAAAACGCUUGGACGAAUUGAAAAAGGAAUAUCAAGGCUCACAAGAAGAGCUCGAUGAUAUUCGAGACGCUUAUAUUGAGGGUGAAGGCUCUAUUGAACAUAUCAUGGCUCACAUACCCCAUUCAACUUACGACGAUGAACCGCGUAUCAUCAAGCUGGUCAAAAAGUUGAUCAAGUCAAAAGUCAUCACAUCUCUUCCUCAAUGGGAAGCAGACCUCAAGGACGAAAAGGCAAAACAAGCCCGCAAGAAACAGGGAGAACAAGAGGCAGCCGAAGCGGAGGAAACCGCCAAAGAGCUCGGUGUCUGGGACGAGUUUUACGGUUCCGGUGCCAAGGGCAAACGCGGAUCCGAAAAAAAGAGCAAGGGAGAUGACACGUCCAACCUACAGGCGCUCAUCCAGAAACGAGCUGCCAACCGGUCGACUGGUAGCUUUUUGGACAACUUGGCAGCAAAAUAUGGGGUGCUUGAUGAGGAUCCUAUGGAAGUCGACUCUGGCCGUGCAACAAAGUCAAAAGGUGGCAAGGGUCGGAAGAAGCGCUCACGAGAAAGCGAUGAGGAAGAGGAGAUCCCGAGCAAGAAGAACCGCAAAACACCAGAGCUCGACGAUGCAGUGUUUGAACGAAUUCAGCAACGCCUAAAUGAGCAAAAAGCGAAGAACGUUGCGGGCAGGAGUAAAAGAAAGUGA
Acaulospora colombiana is the source of this 1146-nucleotide messenger RNA. The record is from the annotation of a GenBank genome assembly. Lineage: Eukaryota; Fungi; Glomeromycota; Glomeromycetes; Diversisporales; Acaulosporaceae.